UGUUCUGCACACAACCCGUCCCUCACUUCAGUCUGCACACUUGUAGUGAUUUUCUUCCACAAGUUUCUGGUGUCGAGGUUUUUCAUCCACGCUGCAGCUGAAGAAGCUGAGGUUUGUGUCAACAUGAGAAGCAGCUUGUCUCUGGUGUUCUGCGUGGCCGCUCUGACUGCAUGGCUCGCUGCAGAUGCCAAGGAGUUAUCCAUCACCACCAUAAAGGAGGAUCCAUACGCGAUGAGUAAAGGCUCCGGGCUGGAGGGUUACUGUAUCGACCUGAUCUCUGAGCUCUCCAAGAAACUGGGCUUCAGGUACAAAACCCAUCUGGUGAAGGACAACCGCUACGGAGCCAUAGACCCCAGCGGGAACUGGAACGGCAUGAUCGGAGAGGUCAUCAGGGGGGACGCGGACCUGGCCGUGGCCCCGCUGACCCUCACAGCGACCAGAGAGCAGUUUGUGGACAUGACCACGCCCUUCAUGCAGACGGGGAUCGGCUUCAUCCUGCGCAGCGACGCGGCCUCUGAGGAGAGCAGCUUCAGUCUGCUGUCUCCUUUCUCCACUGACAUGUGGUUCGGUGUGCUCAUCGCCUUUCUGCUCACGGGGGUCUGCAUUUUCCUGGUUGGCAGGAUCAGUCCCUGUGAAUGGUCAGAGACGGACUCAGAGCAGCACAGCUUCACUCUGCUGCACAGCUUCUGGUACAUCACAGGAGCUCUGACUCUGCAAGGUGCCGGUCCUCACCCCAAAGCUCUGUCAGGACGACUCGUCAGCGCCAUCUGGUGGCUGUUUGCUGUACUGCUGCUGGCCUGCUACUUCGGCAACCUGAACUCCAUGCUGCACUCAAAGCAGAAGCAUGUCUCCAUCAAGAGCUUUGAGGACCUGGCCAACCAGGAUGUGAUCGAAUACGGCACAGUGGAGGGGGGGUCCACCAUGGGCUUCUUUAAGUCUUCCAACAACCCGGUGCACCGGCGGAUCUACCAGAACAUGGAACGUAAGAAGAGCUUCGCGGCCAGCAUGGAGGAGGGGGUCCGCCGGACUCAGGAGGGGAACUUUGCCUUCAUCGGGGAGGCGGUGUCUCUGGACCUGGCUGUGGCUCGUUACUGCACACUGACCCGCUCACAGGAAGUCAUCGCCAUGAGGGCGUACUCCAUCGCUGCACCUCUGGGUUCCCCUCUGGUUAAAAACUUGACCUUGGCCAUCCUGAAGCUCAGCGAGUCCGGAGAGCUGACGUACCUGAGGGACAAGUGGUGGGCCAGCAGCUGUGUAGGCGCAGUCAGGACCCCCGCCUCAGAGGCCCUGCACUCCAACAACCUGCAGGGCCUCUUCCUCCUGCUGGGCCUGGGACUGGGAGUGGGACUCCUUCUGGCUCUGCUGGAGCUCCUGUCGAAAGCCCGAAACCAGGCCAAGGAUGGCAAAAAAUCCUGCUGCUCCGUGGUGACAUCAGAGCUGAGCCGGCGCUUUGGCGGCAGAGGAGGAGAGAGCACAGAAGGGGAGAGCUCGGACAAAAUGAAAGCCUGAAGUGAAAGUUUACAUGUUAGCUGUCGAUAAAAAAAAAAUUAAAAAAAGCUUAGACUGUCUGUCCUGCUAUGUAAACACACUAUAGCUCUGGUGUUUAAUUCAUGUGUGUAGGUGUCUUUUAGGGUGUUCUGUACUCGCUUAGUGAUGAUACAAAAACAUGAAGCAGAUUUAGCUCCUCUCAAAGGGAAAUAAACCUCAGUGCAGAUUCUGAUCAGGCACAGUAGUGGACUAGUGUAGCUGCUUGUUAUCAGACAUCAACAGUCACAUGAUCCCUCCUACUAACUUGUGUUCUGUCGACUUUUUCUUGAACUAUAACUGUUUUCUACUUGAUAAUAUAUUAUCAAUAAAUCCCCCAAAUUCCCAAAACA
Messenger RNA from Labrus bergylta (ballan wrasse), 1877 nucleotides. NCBI's taxonomy places the organism in Eukaryota, Metazoa, Chordata, Actinopteri, Labriformes, Labridae. The record is from RefSeq and is a predicted model, not a curated record.